Canariomyces notabilis is the source of this 5358-nucleotide messenger RNA. RefSeq names its product AAA-domain-containing protein. The record is from RefSeq and is a predicted model, not a curated record. The coding region runs from base 1 to 5358 and encodes 1785 amino acids. Gene Ontology annotation, cellular component: nucleus. NCBI's taxonomy places the organism in Eukaryota, Fungi, Ascomycota, Sordariomycetes, Sordariales, Chaetomiaceae. Gene Ontology annotation, molecular function: ATP binding; chromatin binding; histone binding. Gene Ontology annotation, biological process: positive regulation of transcription by RNA polymerase II. The transcript has 3 exons.
AUGCCGUCAAAGCGUAAACGCGACAUUCUCGAGGGAUUCGACCCCAAUAAGUCGGAUCCAGAAGACGAAAACUUCAACCCCAGCGAAGAUCGACCGCGGCGAAGCAUCAAGAAGUCACGGUCCUCGAGACCCAAGGGAUCGCGCAAGCGAUCCAACCGAUAUAGAGGCUCAGACAUCGAAGACGAUGAAGAGCUUUCCGACAGCGAGCAAGAAGACUCGUUUGGGGAAGAUGAAAACGAGGACGAUGAAGACGAAGAUUUGCCUGUUAAUGCGACUGGUCGGCGAAUGAGAAAGGCUGCUGCCAAACAACAAUCCUACAAAGAAAGCACUGACGACGAAGAAGACAGUGUGAUCAAAGACUCGGAUGAAGGGGAGGAGGAUCUCGAAGAGGUGCCAAAACCACAAGGCCGUCCAUCAAGAAUUGUGGUUCUCAAGACGAACCCAAGAGCGCAGAGAGCCUCCAAGCGCGGCAGGGAGGAUGCCCACCCUCCCCCAACGCGGCACACGAGAGCCCGCACUCAAGAAGCGGAAGAGCUUGUGGAGCUGUCGAAUUCAGGAAGGCACGCACAGCCUGCCCGCGCAUCCCGAAGUAAGAGCCCAGAAGCGCUAGCCCGGGUAACUCGUGUCACCCGUGCAGGAAAGGGUCUCAAGAAACUGCCUGAUCCUAUUGAGGAGGCAACACAGGAAAGCGAUCCGAAGGACGAGCCUGACCAGGCUAUGGAUGAACGAGAUGAACUCGCUCUUACUAAGCGUGAGGACGAGCCGGAAAAUGGCAGUGGCCAAGACGAUGCUGCUUCGGCAGGGGAGAGAGCUGAUGACGCCGCCAUGGAGGAGGACCAGCAUGAAGAGCCUCCUCAGGCCGCAGACGUGCCAAUCAACGAGGCGGACAAUGAUGAUGAUGACGACGAUGAUGCGCCAAUUACCAGACGGACCCGGGGCAGUAGGAAUAGCCAGGCUGCAGCGGCUGCAGUAGAGGCUGAGACCGAUAAUACACCAGGACGGCGUCGUCUGACGCGGAGAUCACGCCUCAGAAGCAGAAAGAGCUUGCAAGAACCGAGCAGCGACUUUGAGCCUGGCGAGGAAUCCGGUGAAGGUGAAGCCUUUGGCUCGGACGCCUCCAAGAACAACGGCGAAAACGAGGAUGUUGAAUCCACCCCGACACCUCGCGGGCGUGGUUCCCGUGCUCAGAGCAGAAGAAGCCGGCGGAACCGGCGCAACCGGCAAGACUCUGGGGACGAAGAAGUUGAGCUCGACAAGGAUGAAAUGGCGGAAGAGCUCGAGGAACUGCGAGAGAGCUCCAGGUCGCGACCGCGUCGCACUCGCCGGCGAUCGCCGUCGAUCCAGUAUGAGGAGCCUGCCUCUAAGAAACGGCGCACAAAGCCAGUCAACUACAGCAUCCCCGCCAUUGACGCUGCAGUGCUCGAAAUCGAGGAAGACGAUGACGAGCCGGCUGCGACCCCUGCAAGGAAUCGCAGAGGCGGCAAGGGUGCUAGCAGUCAGGUUUGGGAGCGCAAUUUCAACAGCACCUACGGUCCGUUCGGCGGCGGCGGCGGGCCCGGGUCGCUGCUUGGCGGGCCCUGGGGCACUGGGGCAACAGGCGGCGUCGACUCUGACAGCAGUGAUGACGAGAUGGUUCAGCGGUCUGGCAUUGGUGGCGCUGUUGGCAUGACACCGACCUCAGCGGCACCGCCAGUUGGCCUGUUUAACCCCGUAGGCCAAACUCACAAUGCCGACGGUAUUGGAGGUCUGGCGGGGGCCACGCCCCAGGUCGGCAAGAUCAAGAACCAGAAGGCCUUUGCUGACGCUGACCCUCUUGGGGUGGACAUGAGCGUCGACUUUAGCAAGGUCGGUGGCUUGCAGGGCCAUAUCGACCAACUCAAGGAGAUGGUCCAGCUCCCCCUUUUAUAUCCCGAGCUGUUUAUGAAAUUCCACGUCACGCCUCCUCGAGGCGUCCUCUUCCAUGGCCCUCCUGGAACGGGUAAAACACUGCUUGCCAGAGCCUUGGCCAAUUCGGUUGGCUCUGGCGGCCGCAAGAUCAGCUUUUACAUGCGCAAGGGAGCUGAUGCUUUGAGCAAGUGGGUUGGUGAGGCCGAGAAGCAGCUGCGGUUGCUAUUCGAGGAGGCACGGAGAACACAACCCAGCAUCAUUUUCUUUGACGAGAUUGACGGUCUUGCGCCUGUGCGAUCAAGCAAGCAGGAACAGAUUCACGCUAGCAUCGUCUCCACGCUGCUAGCUUUGAUGGACGGCAUGGACGGCCGUGGCCAGGUAAUUGUGAUUGGAGCGACGAACCGGCCAGACAACAUUGACCCUGCGCUCCGCCGGCCGGGGCGUUUUGACAGAGAGUUUUACUUUCCGUUGCCCGAUCUGGAGGCUCGUCGUUCUAUCAUUGACAUCCACACCAAGGAUUGGGGGAUCUCCGAUAAGUUCAAGAAUGCUCUUGCGGAGAAUACCAAGGGUUAUGGCGGCGCCGAUUUGAGGGCCCUCUGCACGGAAGCUGCACUUAACGCUAUCCAGAGGACAUACCCGCAGAUCUACACCUCAAAGGAGAAGCUGCUGGUGGAUCCUGAUAAGAUCACGAUUCAUGCUUCAGACUUUAUGAUCUCGGUCAAGAAGAUGGUUCCUUCAUCUGAACGAGCAACCUCGUCAUCAGCCACCCCUCUUCCAAAGUCCGUUGAGCCCCUGCUUAGAAACCAGUUCAGGGCCAUUUUGAAGGUGUUGGAUAAUAUUCUACCGCGCCCCAAGAAGACCACCGCUCUCGAGGAAGCUAUGUACGAACCUUAUGAAGAUGCCGACCACGGAUUUGGUAGAGAGGCCAUGCACCAAGAGUUUGAACGAUCGCGCAUAUUCCGCCCUCGUCUUCUCAUUUGUGGCGUUCCUGGGAUGGGUCAGAAUUACCUGGCGUCGGCAAUUCUGCAUCAUUUGGAAGGAGUGCAUGUGCAACCGAUGGACCUGGCGACUCUGCUGGGCGAUGGACGGCCAUUGGAGCAGGUGAUUGUGAGUCGCUUCACCGAAGUAAAGCGGCAUAAACCUAGUGUCAUAUUCAUCCCGGGGGUCGACAUCUGGUGGAACAACAUCAGCGAAACCGCGAUCACGACAUUCACCACGAUGCUGAGGAGCAUACCCCCCUCCGAUCCGGUCCUACUUCUGGCAACGGCGGAGUGUACGCCCGAGCAGCUUUCUCCUGAGAUCCUCAAGGAACUUUUCGGCUUCUCCAAGCGAAAUAGAGCGGUUGUUGAGCGACCAGAGCGGGAAAACCGUCUUGAGUUCUUUGAGAACAUCAUCAGCCACUUGAGAAAGUCCCCAACCGAGUUCCCGGAUCCCGUGAACCGCAAGAAGCGCACGCUUGAGGACCUCCCAGUUGCGCCUCCGCCACCACCAAAGACUCUUACCAAGGAGGAGAUCAAAGCCCAACGGAAAGCAGAUCUCCACCACCUGAACUUGCUGAAGAUGCGUUUGCAACCGAUCAUGGAUCAGAUCCAGCGCAAGUACCGGAAGUUCAGGCAGCCGGUGAUCCCACUUCAGCAGAUAGCCUACCUCUUCGAUGAGUCCGACCCGAAUUUCGUUCGGCCCGAUGUCGGCCAAGGCGAGACCCGGCCUUUCGAGAUCGCAAAGGACAAGGAAGGGACGGAAGGAAUCCGAGAAGUAGCGACGGGCAAGUUCUUUUACAACUUGGAGACGACAACCAUUGAGGAGCGUCUAGCGAAUGGCUAUUAUGCCAGGCCUAUCGAUUUCUAUAAGGACAUCAACAGACUGUAUCUCGACGCUAAAAACAUCGGUGAUCGAGACCGGACGCUCAAAGCGAACGAGCUUCGGACCAACGUUGAGGUCGAUGUCCACGAGGUUGCACAAAUGCUCGCCAACCAAGGAAUCAGGUUUGAGGAGAUUUACCAGAGGCAGCUGCAAAGGGCGAGGGAGGCUGAAGAGAAGGCUCGCAAGAGGAAGGCGCUGCAGCCCGUCGUCGAUUUGAUCCAGUCCGACAUUCCGGGCGACGGCGAUAGCGACUCCCAAGGCCCGGUGGGAAUUGGGCUUCCGCUAACACGGGAUAUGCGUACGACAGUGGCUAGGUUCCAGCCAAUGAGCCCUCCGUCUAAUGGACAUCCCGAUACGACUGACUCGCACCCUUUGACAAAUGGGACGUCGGUGCCGUCCCGGCAUGGCGGUGAGGAUGUCCACAUGGGCGGACUUGACGACGAGACCCAGCCCAUGCCUGGACACCGUGCAGACAUGGUCUCGCCACUUCAAUGGCCGCUUCCACGGGGACGUCCUCCACUUGGAGACUCCAGUAGAGCAACCGCCGGGACGCACUUAUCGCAGCGCUCGGCGAUCACAUCGGUGCCCCCUGGGGUAUCCCCAUCUGCCAUCUUGAAUGAUGCAUCGACCACCAAGACAUCGGAGCUCUCGACCCACCGUGGCUCUGGUAACUGGAGCACGCAGCACACCAACGGCAUGGCAAACAACCCAGAAGAGCCGUCUCAGCUCAUCGACACGCAGGACCAGAAUGCCAAUCAAAGCAGUCAUUCGGGUCCGAGCCAGUCGAGCUCGAGCCAACGAGACUGGGCACACUCUCAGGCAGACGCCAUGGCCAAAGGUCUCCUUCCACCCAGGUUUGGAAUGGGCAGCAUGCCAGCGCCAGCACGCCGCAUCUCUGAAGAAAUCAGCCCAUCCUCGUCGCAGCGCCCGUCACAGCACAAGCCGGCCACGGCCCUGGAGAACAUUCUCAAUGCCGGGGAUAAUAGCGGCUCAAACAGCAGCAACAACAGCGGGCCUGGUGCUCCUACCCCAGGCUCUGGCGCUUCGAAGGCAGGAAGCGGCCACGGGGCCAGCGCUCACUCUCGCCCUAACUCCAACGCGAACGCGAAUUCGAACCCUAAUUCUCAGCAGCUAGCCUCGGUCCGCCAUUCUGGGUCGGCCACCUCCUCGCAGCAGCCCGUCAUCCACGAGGGCAAAGUAAACGAGUUCUGGCAAGGGCUGGCGGACCGCACGGCGGGCUGCAGCGUCGAGCAGCUAGAGCAGAUUUACCGCGAGCUAAUGGACGAGAUCUGGCGCACCCGCGACGAGUGGAACCGUAUGACGGUUCUCUCGCGGAUGAUCUCGGUGUUCAACGACACGAUAGGUGACAUUGAGCUUGUCCAGGGUAUGCUGGUUGAUAGCCAGGGCAAGCGGGGCAAGAAGGACAAGGACGGUGAAGAUGGCGAGGUUGGGGAUGAUGGUGCGGGCGAGGUUUUGGAGACUGUCGAGAGCCAGAGUCAGGAAGGCGGUAUCUGGGGACCGAGUCAGCAGCAUGGCCGGGCGACUCAAAGUCAGAGUCAGGGUCAGAGCCAGAGUCAGCCGGAGGAGGCUUGGGUUUAUUUGAGGUAG